Messenger RNA from Dreissena polymorpha, 5587 nucleotides. RefSeq names its product SAGA-associated factor 29-like. Gene Ontology annotation, cellular component: SAGA complex. The coding region runs from base 92 to 1036 and encodes 314 amino acids. The transcript is spliced from 9 exons. Lineage: Eukaryota; Metazoa; Mollusca; Bivalvia; Myida; Dreissenidae. The record is from RefSeq and is a predicted model, not a curated record.
AUAUGUAAUAUAUUUCCGCGACGUGAGAGAAAAAAACAACUUCAAAACAUUUUGUGUAAAAACUACGAAAGGCAAGUGUAAAUUCAAGAUAAUGGGUCGAACAAAAGGAUCUGGAGCCGCAGGAAGCAAACAGAUGCCAUCUGAAGGACAGAGCCCUGCAUCGUCGGAGGUGAGCACAUACAGCACCGUCUCUGCCGAAUCCAAAAUAAAGGAGAGCUUGAAAGAGCUGUUCAGUCUGAUUCACCAAGUGCAGGAAGAGAGAACCAGAGGGGAACACAAUCUUUCAAAUAUUGCCAAGACACAUGAGAGAAUGCAGCAAGAACAAAAAAUCACUCCAUAUUACAAAAGCAAGCUUCGCGGCCUGUACAAUACAGCUAUGCAGGAUGCAGAAGGAGAGGCCGAAUUAUUGCGAAAAGCCUUGGAUAAGAUAUCUGAAAUAAAAAGUAUACGAGAAAACAGAAGAUUUGAUUCAGACCGACCAAAGCCCAUCAUGAGACGAGGUGUUCUUAUGAACAUGCUUCAACAGAAUGCAGCCACUUUGCCAUUGUGGGUCAGCAAACCUGGAGAAAGGCCACCCCCGUUGUGUGGAGCGGUUCCCGCAGACAACAACUACAUUGUGAAGCCAGGUGAUAAGGUGGCAUCAAGGGUCAAGGUUUCAGAUGGAGAGGAGAACUGGAUUCUGGCCGAAGUUGUGUCCUUCAACUCAAGUACAAACAAGUACGAGGUGGAUGACAUUGAUGCUGAGGAAGGAAAGGAACGCCAUACUUUAAGUAAGAGGAAGAUAGUUCCACUGCCUAUCUGGAAGGCAUCACCUGAAACAGACCCAGAGGCUCUGUUCACCAAACAUGCUCUCGUGUUGGCACUCUAUCCUCAAACAACAUGCUUCUACAGAGCUCUUAUCCACGAGCCACCAAAGAAGCCACAAGAUGAUUAUUCAGUAUUAUUUGAAGACACCUCCUACCCUGAUGGAUAUUCCCCACCCUUAAUGGUGGCACAGCGUUAUGUCAUCAUGUGCAAAGAGGAAAAGAAGAAAUGAGCAAUUAAACUUCACAUUAGCAAUGAUAAGAUUUACCUCCCUCUAGCUGGUUGGAUGUGUACAAAACAUUGUUCUUAUGGUUAUUUGGAACUUUGUGAAAAGGAGCCGUUUGUAGAGAUUUACUAUUGUAUCUUUUGGAUGUGUACGCUCACAAUAUCAAUCCAGUUUGUUUUGAUGAUGUGAUCGUGUGAAUAUACAUAUUAUAUUUGUUGUUUGUUUAUAAUUAAACCAAAUAAUAAUAACAGUGAUAACAAAUGAUCCUUUUGCUGUUUUGUUCCUCUAAAACUAGUUGAGUACAAUUGAACUUCAGUUUUGUCAACGGGUGAAUUUGUAUUAGAUAGCUGAAAACAGAUGUACAGAUUAUUUAAAGCAUAUGUACAAUGUGCAACCUGUUUGUUUGCAUUGCAUACACAAGAGUAUUGAUGCGUUUUUAGCUUACCUGAGCACAACGUGCUCAUGGCGAGCUUUUGUCAUCGCUUUUUGUCCGUCGUCCGUUGUGCGUUGUGCAUUUGCCUUGUUAACUCUCUAGAGGCCACAUUUAUUGUCCAAUCUUCAUGAUAUUUGGUCAGAAUAUUGGUUUCAAUGAUAUCUUGGAUGAGCUCGAAAAUGGUAACGUUUGCUUGGAAAACAUGGCUGCCAAGGGGCAGGGCAUUUUUCCUUAUAUGGCUAUAUAUGGCUAUAGUAAAAUCUUGUUAACACUCUAGAGGCCACAUUUAUUGUCCAAUCUUGAUGAAAUAUGGUCAGAAGAUUUGUCUUAAUGAUAUCUUGGAUGAGUUCGAAUAUUGGUACAUUUGCUUAAAAACAUGGCCACCAAGGGGCGGGGCAUUUUUCCUUUUAUGGCUAUAUAUGGCUAUAGUAAAAUCUUGUUAACACUCUAGAGGCCACAUUUAUUGUCCGAUCUUCAUGAAACUCGGUCAGAAGAUUCAUCCCAAUAAUAUCCUGGACGAGUUAAAAAAUGAUGCCGGUUGGUUGAAAAACAUUGCCACCACGGGGGCGGGGCUAUUAUUCUUAUAUGGCUAUAGUAAAACCUUGUUAACACUCUAGAGGUCACAUUUAUUUUCCGAUCAUCAUUAAACUUGGUCAGAAGAUUUGUCUCAAUGAUAUCUUGGAUGAGUUCGAAAAUGGUUUUGGUUGCUUGAAAAACAUGGCCACCAGGGGCGGGGCAUUUUUCCUUAUAUGGCUAUAUAUGGCUAUAGUAAAAUCUUGUUAACACUCUAGAGGCCUCAUUUAUUGUCCAAUCUUCAUGAAAUUUGGUCAGAAGAUUGGUCUCAAUGAUAUCUUGGAUGAGUUCGAAAAUGGUACAUUUGCUUGAAAAAAUGGCUUCCAAAGGGCGGGGCAUUUUUCCUUAUAUGGCUAUAGUAAAAUCUUGUUAACACUCUUAAGGCCACAUUUACUGUCCGAUCGUCAUGAAACUUGGUCAGAAGAUUCAUCCCGAUAAUAUCUUGGACGAGUUAAAAAAUGAUGCCAGUUGGUUGAAAAACAUGGCCAGAGGGCGGGGCAUUUUUCCUUAUAUGGCUAUAGUAAAACCUUGUUAACACUCUAGAGGCCACAUUUAUUUUCCGAUCUUCGUGAAACUUGGUCUGAAGAUUUGUCCCAAUAAUAUCUUGUUAUCUCAGGUGAGCGACUUUGGGCUUUUCAAGCCCUCCUGUUCUAUAUUGGCUGUAUCAUGCGAAAAUAGGUUUAAGCCAUAGGUGGCCGGUGUACCCUGUUCGCUAAUGAGACAACAAAACACUGUGUGGUUUUCAAGUGGACAGUGUAGCUCCUGGUCAAACUGCGCUGGCUAGUCUCAGCUUCACUGUUCGCAUAUGGCAUGAGACAUAUUUUUGCAUUGUCCCAACGAAUAUUUUACUGUAAAUAAUUGUUGCACAUGAUAAUUGUUGGUAGUCUUGUGCCAGCGUCUUGAAUUGUAGUGUUCAAGUCUUGGUUAUGAAUGUGAAUAUUGAAGAAUUGCUGUGGAAAGAAAGAGGCAAAAUGCUUAGUUUUACUUAAAGGGACCAUCAACCACGAAUGACGAAAAAAGAAAAGUUCUAAAAUACCGUGUUUUUUUUUACAAUUAUUAGUUUAUAUUGAUUAAAUAUAUCGACUGGUAUAUUACAUUACUUGAAAAAAAAGUGUACUUUCGAUUUCACAUCACAAAAUUUUAUUACCGAAUAUACAGAAAAUAUGAAUUUUGUUCAAGUAAUGUAAUAUACCAGUCAUUAAUCAAAAUAAACAAAUAAUUGUAAUAAAAUACGGUAUUUUAGAAGUUUUAUUUUUUCAUCAUACGUGGUUGACGGUCCCUUUAAGCAAUUUAUACUUGGGCUUAAAAGAAGACACAUAAAUUGGUUUGAAUAUAAUCUUAUUCAGAUGAUUUCGUACUUUUGAAUAGCAAUGCUUGAAUGUAGGUUGUGAAUGUUUUAUUUUUAUGCUAUUAUUGACCUGGUAGGGAAGUUUUGCAUCCAGUUUCUGAUACUCUUGUCUCUUCAGUAUUGGUCCGUAUGAUUGGGCAAUGUAACUUCACAUAUUUUGUACUGUUUCAUUCUACAGAAUGUUUAUUGUACUGCUUAUUGAUUCCUGAUAAUAAAUUAUGUUAUGCUUUUCCACAGGAGAUUAUUGCCUCAUUGAAUAAAGCUUCAGCAAGGAAAUAAAGCUGAAAUCUUAGAAAGAUCUUUAUUUGAUAAAUACCAUCAAUAUAUACUGAUAUUUUUCUCUUUGAAAACAUAUAAGUUGGCUUUUUGUUAUAAUAUCUUAUUCAUUUAAUCAAUAUUUAGGCUGUAUAUGAAACUGUAUCACAUGCAUAAAAAAACACCAGUCUUAGCAAAAACUUGUAACCAUUCUAGGGGCAGCAUUUCUAGCUUGAUGUAAGAUUGUUCUUGACAAUGUGUAAGCAAUCUUUGAAUCUGGUUCAGAUGCAUCUAAAGACUUGGCCACUGGGUCAAAUCUUUUAUUUAAAACGGAUUCCUCUUUAGAGUCUUUAUAAUGACUCAGUCUUGGUGAAAUUUUGUAAGACUGUAUAUCUUGACAAUAUGAAGGCCAUAUUAAAAUCUGGGUCAAGAGUGGUCAAAAACUAGAUUUUCGGGUGAAGUCUUCAGCAAUUGGCCUCUUUAAAUUAAUGUAAAUGACUACUAGUAUGUGUUCAUCGGGGCAUACUUGUUUAUUGUUUAUGAAUGUGAGCUGCACAUUUUAUAACCAAAGCAAGCAGUGUGUUUGCUCUUAUAAGGGCUUGUUCUUAGAUGUUUGUAUUUUUAAUAUAUCAGUGAUAUAUCAGUAAAUGUCUUAAUUUUGCCAAUUAAAUUCAAUAUAGUUACAUCCAAUUAGUCAAUUUAUAGCUAACUCUACAUGGUCAUUCUGAUUUAUAUAUAUGUCUAGAAUGUUUUAUUUUGUUUGGUUGAAUCAGUUGCAAUGUAACAAUGAUGAGAUGUAACAGUUGAAACACUAUAUAUAUGAAUCAAUUAUUAUAUUAUUUAACAUUAUGAAUAUUUCAUAAGUCCAAUGAUGGUUACUUUUAUAACUAUAACUAUAGCAUGCUUUAUGUUAAAUUGUUUAUUUUGUUUCUUGACAAGUGUAUUAUUGUCCACUACCGGUGAAACCGGAGGGGACUUAUGGUUUGCGUUCUGUCUGUCAGUCUGUCUGUCUGUCCGUCACACUUUUCUGGAUCCUGCGAUAACUUUUUAAGUUCUUCAUAUUUUUUCAUGAAACUUAAAACAUGGAUAGAUGACAAUAUGGAGAUUAUGCACGUCAUUUCAUGUUGUUCCUCUGUCAAUAAUUCUGGUUGCUAUGGCAACAUAUAUGGGAAAAAAACAUUGUACUGAAAAUGGUGGAGUUUCACCGGUAGGGGUUAAUAUUGCUUUGCAAUCUCUUGUUUGAUUCUGUGAUAAAAUGAAAAUUUGUCAAUAUGUUGAGUCUUAUUCUGUGAAAACUGGCCUUAAUUCCUAAGCCUAGGCUAUAGUGUCGUUCCAGAACAGCAAGCAUAUUCUUUAUGAGCUAAUCAAGGACGAAACCUUACGCUUUUAAAUUAUUUUUUCCAUUUUAAGGAAGUAUCAUCUUAACCCUUUGCAUGCUGGGAAAUUUGUCUUCUGCUAAAAGGUCGUCUGCUGAAUUUCUUAAAUUAUCAUUUUCUUCGAUUUUUUUCAAAGAAUACUAUUAGAAUAGCAAAUAGUUUGGAUCCUGAUGAGACUCCACGUUCUGUGGCGUCUCAUCUGCAUCCAAACUGUUUGCAAAGGCCUUCAAAAUGCCGUUCCAGCACUGAAAGAGUUAACAAAAAUCCAGUUAAGGUGGAAAGUUUUUCUUCAGGUCAUACUGAACAAGAUAAUAUGUGACGACAUUUAACGCUAUGCAUUAAGCCGUGAUUACCUAGACCAUGGAUCACUUGGUCUGUCCGUGGACAGGCCCCUUAAAAAGUAGAAUUUCUGCAGAUGCAACUGCUUCACAAUGCAGACGGCCAGUAUGCAAGCAACUGUAUGAACUUAGUAGUGAUCCGUGUGUACCGAAACCGUUCAUUGUAACAAAGAUAUGCAUUUUCAACGGUGAAAUUGGGAUGAUUUUUACAGAAUAAACAUUCAUUCAAAUCAA